This is a messenger RNA of Parus major (Great Tit), 1599 nucleotides long. It is a transcript of the gene LSM1, whose product is annotated as LSM1 homolog, mRNA degradation associated. Gene Ontology annotation, cellular component: P-body; Lsm1-7-Pat1 complex. The record is from RefSeq and is a predicted model, not a curated record. NCBI's taxonomy places the organism in Eukaryota, Metazoa, Chordata, Aves, Passeriformes, Paridae. The coding region runs from base 83 to 484 and encodes 133 amino acids. Gene Ontology annotation, molecular function: RNA cap binding. The transcript has 4 exons. Gene Ontology annotation, biological process: deadenylation-dependent decapping of nuclear-transcribed mRNA.
GGGCCCCGCCCGGCGCGGGCGGUUCCGGGGCGUCGGCGGCACCGGCGCAUGGCGGCGCUUCCGCUGCGGGCGCGGCGGCACCAUGAACUACAUGCCCGGCACGGCCAGCCUGAUCCAGGACAUCGACAAGAAGCACCUGGUGCUGCUGCGGGACGGCCGGACGCUCAUCGGGUUCCUGCGCAGCAUCGACCAGUUCGCAAACUUGGUGUUGCACCAGACUGUGGAGCGCAUCCACGUGGGCAAGAAGUAUGGGGACAUCCCUCGGGGCAUCUUCGUCGUGAGGGGCGAGAACGUGGUGCUGCUGGGGGAAAUUGACCUGGAGAAGGAGAGCGACACGCCUCUGCAGCAGGUGUCCAUCGAGGAGAUCCUGGAGGAGCAGCGGGUGGAGCAGCAGGCCAAGCAGGAGUCAGAGAAGCUGAAGGUGCAGGCGCUGAAGGAGCGGGGCCUGUCGGUGCCGCGGGCGGACACGCUGGAUGAGUACUGAGUGCUGCCCCUCGCCCGCCCGGGCAGGGACAGCCUUCCGUGGAAAGGCAGGUUUUCAUUUGCAGAUUGUAUUUUCCGUGGUGCUGGUAACUGUACACAAAUCAUGCCUUUAGUCUCCUUCAGGAGAAGGAGAUGAGGAGGGCCCAGCGCACUGGGAGUGCAAGCAUUUGUUUUUGGGAGGCAAAUCAUUGCUCCUUGGGUUUGUUUGCUUUCUCCUCCUCACGUGACUCUGGGUGAGCGUUUUCCUUGACAUGUAAAUAAAUCCUUGAUCCUGACAUCGAUGGUUUUCCAGUAUUCUGGUCCUGAGCAUUCCCCUCUCUCAGGACAAGCCCCCCUCAGGCCAGCUCCUGUCCCCUCUUUGUGCUGUGCAGGGACAGAUGGGACCCCUGGCCAAGCCCUGGGCUCACUCCGAGGGGAUGCUGGAGCCUGUGGCAAGAUCCUGCUCUGGGAGGGGCAGCAGAACCUGGGUACCCCUGUACCCCAACAGAGACUGCCUCUACCCCCAGCCAGGCUGUGCCAUUCCCCUGCAGCUGAGCCUGCUAAUUACCAGCUGAAGCCACUAAUUACCUGCUGAUGAAGAGCUGCUGCACCUGGGGCCCUGCAGAGCCUGGACCUCCAGCCCCUCCUCACUCGGUGCUCAGGGGGAGCCGGCACAGCUGGGUCAGCUUGGAGAGUCCUUUGUCCCCGGUGUGUCCCGGCCCUCCUGGAGGUGGAAGAGUCCUUGGCCUCGGGGCUGGCUUUGGGCAGCUGCCAGGCUCCAGGAGCCUCCUGGGUGUGGGCAGGGAAGGGCAAACCUCGGCAGGGACAAUCCCUGUGGAACCUCAGGCUGCUCCCCUGAGGGCAGUAGGAGUUCUUUGGGUGAAGAGUCUGUGCUGGGGGACCAGGGGACAAGCCCAGCUCUGCUUGCUGGGGCUGAACAAAACUGUCCUGGAGAGCUGACAGCUGUUGUGGCCACUGCUGACCCCCUCUCACUGGCCCAGGGACCACUCACUUUGGGGGGAAACAUUUCUGCCCCGUUGGACUUGAGUGGGUGUUGUGGGUUUGGGGGUAGCAAAGGUUUAAACAAGGAAAUGCUAUUUCUUGUUCUAACAAAAUUUAAUAAAAAGCAUUUAUGGA